Messenger RNA from Cooperia oncophora, 294 nucleotides. Lineage: Eukaryota; Metazoa; Nematoda; Chromadorea; Rhabditida; Trichostrongylidae. The record is from the annotation of a GenBank genome assembly.
AUGACACAGAAGAAGAAGGUGGCAAUCGUUGGAGCCGGAGCAUCAGGUCUGCCAUGUAUUAGACAUGCGCUACUCUACGAUCUUGACGUAACAUGUUUCGAGGUUUCAUCACAUAUAGGCGGUCUGUGGAGAUACAGGGAAGAGGAGACGGAAUGUCCCACAGAAGGACCAGACAUAGGAGGUAGCAAGAUGCCCCCCAGACCACAACAGUACAUGUACUUAGCAUUAGACAAUACUCGUAAGCAAGAGAGCGAAGAAAAGAAGCUCGAUAAGCUAUACUUAGGCGCCAUGUGA